GGAAUCCGCUGCUUCCCAUUCUUCCUCCGCAGACACACACACAACAUGGCGGACUAGAACAGUCGGCCGACGCGCCCGGAUACAGCGGAUAGAGAACCGUGGGAUUUAUUACCCAGGAAGGCCGACGAAAUUAGCCCGCGGAGGGACGGUGCGUGAGGGCGACCGGAGGACUUUCAGGGCCGGGGGGAGCCUUCCCUGCCUGGAUGUGGCGGAGUAACGCACCGCGGAGUGUUUGACUUGUGUGUCCCAGAUCGCGCUUCCCUCCUCGGCUCACCCAGGUCCCCCCCACCCCGCUCGCUCACUCUCGGUUCCUGGGGUGUGGAGACGGGGGCCGGGGCCGAAAAGGCGUGGGAGAGACGGAGAGGACAAACCCCAGCUUGGCUUCACUUUGUCUUUCUGAAUCUCCUGUCGGGCGCUUCGGGAGUUGCGGACAACGCUGUGCGAAUGAGUGAUUGAUGCCAACUCCGCUUCUUCAGGGCAGAAUGGGUGUGUGUCCCCUGCUCCUGCUGCUUGGUCUAGCCCUCGGGGCCUCGGCCCAGGAUCAAAGCCCCAUCACAAGUCCUCCUAAUAUCACUGCCAAACCCACAGACCCCCCAACCGCACACUCCCUCAACUUUACAGUCGCCCCCACUCCAGCACCCCCGGGCCCUGACACAACGCUCGCCCCUGCGGUCGUCCCGGUGACGACAGUAGCGACGACCACCACAACCUCAAGCCCAGCUGAUGGAGAAAACGUAGAACCAGUGGAUCCCAAUGCUGCUGCAAAAGUGUUACCGGUUCCUCCUCCCCCACCUCCGGCUCCAACUGAUGCCCCUCAGGCACCACCGAGCUCCGAGCCUCCCCCCGGAGAGGGGGGAGACAACGACACCACAGCCCAGACCCCAGACAUCCCAACUAUAGACACUUACACAGAUGAGGAGCUAUUCACUGUGGAGCCAGAGACCACCACAGAACCUGAAUUGGAGUUCACCACAGACUCCAGCCCACAUGACAACAACCAGUCAGAUGACAUGCCGAUCAUCGCCGUGAUGGUGGCCCUGUCCUCCCUGCUUGUCAUAAUCUUCAUCAUCAUCAUCCUCUACAUGCUCAGGUUUAAGAAGUACAAGCAGGCGGGGAGCCAUUCAAAUUCCUUCAGACUGACGAAUGGUAGAUCGGAUGAUACAGAGCUCCAGACUGUCCCGCUAUUGGCCCGUUCGCCCAGCACCAACAGGAAGUACCCGCCGCUUCCUGUUGACAAGCUAGAGGAAGAAAUGAACCGUCGCAUGGCUGAUGACAACAAACUCUUCAGGGAGGAGUUUAAUGCACUGCCAGUCUGCCCCAUACAGGCAUCAUGUGACGCUGCUUCCAAGGAAGAGAAUAAAGAAAAGAACAGAUAUGUUAACAUCCUGCCAUAUGAUCACUCGAGGGUGCAUCUCUCAUCUCUGGAGGGCGUCCCCGACUCUGACUUCAUCAACGCCUCCUUUAUAAAUGGUUACCAAGAGAAGAAUAAGUUUAUUGCAGCUCAAGGGCCAAAGGAGGAGACGGUCAAUGACUACUGGCGAAUGAUCUGGGAGCAGAACACAGCGACCAUUGUCAUGGUGACCAACCUGAAGGAGAGAAAAGAGUGUAAGUGUGCCCAGUACUGGCCGGACCAGGGCUGUUGGACAUACGGGAAUAUCCGUGUAUCUGUAGAAGACUCAAUGGUUUUGGUGGACUACACCAUCCGCAAGUUCUGCAUCCAGCAGGUAGGAGAUGUGUCUGGGAAGAAGCCUCAGAGGCUUGUCACCCAGUUCCAUUUCACAAGCUGGCCAGACUUUGGGGUGCCCUUCACCCCCAUUGGCAUGCUCAAGUUCCUCAAGAAAGUCAAGAACUGCAACCCCCAGUACGCCGGGCCCAUUGUGGUCCAUUGUAGUGCGGGUGUUGGGAGGACAGGUACCUUUAUUGUGAUCGAUGCCAUGUUGGACAUGAUGAUCGCUGAGAGGAAGGUGGACGUGUUUGGUUUCGUCACCAGGAUCAGAGCCCAGCGCUGUCAGAUGGUCCAGACAGAUAUGCAGUACGUGUUCAUCUUCCAGGCAUUGUUAGAGCACUACCUGUACGGAGACACAGAGCUGGAGGUUACGUCUCUGGAGUCUCACUUGGCCAAACUUUACACCCCCUCACCUGGAGCUGGCUGCAGUGGUCUGGAGGCUGAAUUCAAGAAACUGACAUCUAUCAAGAUCCAGAACGACAAGAUGAGGACAGGCAACUUGCCAGCCAACAUGAAGAAGAACAGAGUCCUGCAGAUCAUUCCAUAUGAGUUCAACAGAGUGAUCAUUCCAGUCAAACGAGGGGAGGAGAACACAGACUACGUCAAUGCAUCAUUCAUUGAUGGCUACCGUCAGAAGGACUCGUACAUGGCGAGCCAGGGCCCCCUGCAGCACACCACCGAGGACUUCUGGAGGAUGAUCUGGGAGUGGAGAAGUUGCUCCAUAGUCAUGCUCACUGAGCUGGAGGAGAGAGGGCAGGAGAAGUGUGCUCAGUAUUGGCCCAGUGAUGGAGUAAUGGUCUAUGGGGACAUUUCCAUCGAGCUGAAAAGGGAGGAGGAGAGCGAGAGCUACACGGUGCGUGACCUCCUGGUCACCAACAACAGGGAGAACAAGGCUCGAGCGGUGCGUCAGUUCCAUUUCCAUGGCUGGCCAGAAGUGGGCAUCCCCACUGACGGAAAAGGCAUGAUCAAUAUAAUUGCUGCGGUGCAGAAGCAACAGCAGCAGUCUGGCAACCAUCCCAUCACUGUACACUGCAGUGCUGGUGCCGGCCGGACAGGGACUUUCUGUGCGUUGAGUACAGUCCUGGAGAGGGUGAAGGCAGAGGGCAUCCUGGAUGUCUUCCAGACAGUUAAGAGCCUCAGACUGCAGAGACCCCACAUGGUGCAGACACUGGAGCAGUACGAAUUCUGCUACAAAGUGGUCCAGGAGUAUAUUGAUGCCUUCUCUGACUACGCCAACUUCAAGUAGGGACGUUCUAUGGAAGCAUGGAGAAAUGGAUCAGAACCCGGCACCAGAACCGACACCCACAUACACUACCAAGCAGAAAACUCCAUAUUUCCAUCUGAUGGAUUCAAAACAACGAAAAA
Paralichthys olivaceus (Japanese flounder) is the source of this 3091-nucleotide messenger RNA. RefSeq names its product protein tyrosine phosphatase receptor type A (gene ptpra). Gene Ontology annotation, molecular function: protein tyrosine phosphatase activity. The record is from RefSeq and is a predicted model, not a curated record. Gene Ontology annotation, biological process: protein dephosphorylation. NCBI's taxonomy places the organism in Eukaryota, Metazoa, Chordata, Actinopteri, Pleuronectiformes, Paralichthyidae.